Messenger RNA from Diachasmimorpha longicaudata, 4177 nucleotides. It is a transcript of the gene GlyS, whose product is annotated as Glycogen synthase. Gene Ontology annotation, cellular component: cytoplasm. The transcript is spliced from 10 exons. Lineage: Eukaryota; Metazoa; Arthropoda; Insecta; Hymenoptera; Braconidae. The record is from RefSeq and is a predicted model, not a curated record. Gene Ontology annotation, molecular function: alpha-1,4-glucan glucosyltransferase (UDP-glucose donor) activity. Gene Ontology annotation, biological process: glycogen biosynthetic process. The coding region runs from base 623 to 2701 and encodes 692 amino acids.
AUAAUCAUUAAGACCUGUACCAGAACAGCCUCGCACUUGUAGGAAACCCCUUUGCGUUUCGACUUGGAUUUGGAAAUAUUUUUUGUUAAUACUAGCAACAAUGUUCAAACACUACGAUUUAUCUAACAAUUAUCUUUAGGCCACCAACAAUAGUAACAAAGGAGGGAGAUGGUAAUGAAUGGUUUUUACGGUUCCAUGUUGUAAAAUCCGCGUGUACGCUAAAUAAAAAAUGUCUUCUUUUCGUACUUGAGGCUAUCAUGAAAUUGAUAAAAUCCUUGAUAUCUCCGUAUCAUAUAGGAUAAAGAUACAUGACCCUCAGAAUAAGUAUGUCACCGGGACAAAUUCGAAUUUCACGCUGUUGGCAUGCGCCAUCUGCUGAAUUUAUCAGAACAUUCAUGAAUGAACUACAUGUGUAUUGAAGUUUAAUACAUUUAUAAGGCCGUAAGAAACGAUACUUUGACCUUCCUGUUGGCCCUCAUGACCUUCAAUCUCAGAAGAUUUUAAGACCUGUCCACGGCGCAUUCUUCACGUUGGUCUCCACUGUUUCAAGUUAUACAUUAAACACAGGAAGGCACUUCAUUAUCUGACAUUUCCAAUUUAAUAUAAGAUUUGUGAGAACAAGAUGUCGAAAGAACGUGCGUCCAGAAGAUUUUACCGUAUGGAUAGUACCCAUGACUUAUCGGCAUACCUGGACCGUGGACACACUGCCGAGCAGGAGAAUAGAUGGAACUUCGAGAUCGCGUGGGAAGUUGCCAACAAAGUUGGGGGAAUCUAUACGGUAAUUCGAUCCAAGGCUUACGUCUCAACUGAAGAAUUGGGGGAUCAAUAUUGCAUGAUUGGUCCAUAUAAAGAACAAUGUGCCAGAACGGAGGUAGAAGAAGCUGAAUUUCCGCUGCAUAAUCCUUUGCGAAUGGCUGUUCAAACAAUGAGAGAUCAAGGAUACAAAGUGGUUACAGGUACUUGGUUAGUCGAUGGCAAUCCUCAGGUGAUUUUAUUUGACAUAGGAACAGCAGCAUGGAAACUGGAUGAGUAUAAACAGGAAUUAUGGAACAGCACUAAUUUGGGAAUACCUCAUCUAGAUAUUGAAGCAAACGAUGCUGUCAUACUGGGUUAUCUAGUAGGUCAAUUCAUCACUGAGUUCAGAAAAGCAGCUGAGAGUUAUUCGAGUGAACCGCCAAGGAUUCUAGUUCAUUGUCAUGAAUGGCAGGCUGGUGUUGGUAUUAUUGCACUAAGAACUCGUCACGUUGAUGUUGCUACUGUUUUUACCACUCAUGCAACGCUCCUCGGACGAUAUCUUUGCGCUGGAAAAACUGAUUUCUACAAUAACUUAGACAAGUUUAAUGUCGAUGAAGAAGCAGGCAAGCGACAAAUUUAUCAUCGAUAUUGUAUGGAAAGAGCAGCUGCUCAUCUUUGUCACGUAUUCACGACAGUUUCCGAUAUCACAGGAAUUGAGGCGAAAAAUUUGCUCAAACGUGAUCCCGAUAUUAUAACUCCAAAUGGUCUGAAUGUUAAAAAGUUCUCAGCUCUUCACGAAUUUCAAAAUCUUCAUGCUGUGAGCAAAGAAAAAAUCCAUGAAUUUGUGCGUGGACAUUUUUACGGGCAUUUUGAUUUCGAUCUCGACAAAACAUUGUAUUUUUUCACCGCUGGUCGUUACGAGUUUGGUAAUAAGGGAGCUGACAUCUUUAUUGAAGCACUUGCAAGACUCAAUCAUUAUUUGAAGACAUCCAAGCCAGAUGUGACAGUCAUUGCAUUUAUGAUCUUCCCAGCGCGCACGAAUAAUUUCAACGUCGAGUCAUUACGUGGUCACGCGGUCACGAAAUCCCUCAGGGACACCAUCAACGCCAUACAACAAGAUAUCGGAAAACGAAUGUACGAAUUAUGUUUAUCAGGACGACUACCAGAUGCUCAGGAUUUACUUCAGAAGGACGACAUGAUCAAAAUAAAAAGAUGUUUGUAUGCUUUGCAACGCAAUGGUCUGCCACCAAUAACGACUCAUAAUGUGGUUGACGAUUGGAAUGAUCCCAUUUUAACUGCGAUUCGAAGAUGUAAUUUAUUCAACACCGUUCACGACAGAGUGAAAAUUGUCUUCCAUCCGGAAUUUUUGUCUUCAACAAAUCCAUUAUUUGGUUUAGAUUAUGAGGAAUUCGUUAGGGGGUGUCACUUGGGUGUCUUCCCGUCUUACUAUGAACCCUGGGGAUACACUCCAGCUGAAUGUACGGUGAUGGGCAUUCCCAGUGUGACCACCAAUUUGUCUGGCUUCGGUUGUUUUAUGCAUGAGCAUAUUGCCGAUCCUAUGAGUUAUGGCAUUUACAUCGUGGAUCGUCGUUUCAUCGAUGUUGAAGCCAGUGUUCAACAGUUAGCACAAUACAUGUUUGAUUUCGCACGUCUCAGUCGAAGACAACGAAUUAUUCAACGAAAUCGAACAGAGCGGUUGAGUGAUCUACUUGAUUGGAGGAAUCUAGGUGUUUACUAUCGGCAAGCGAGAAUAAAGGCGCUCACAAAGGUCUAUCCAGAAUUUGCUUCUCAAUUGUCCGAUGAAAACGUCGGAAGGUUCAAUUAUCCAAGACCACUGAGUGAACCACCGUCACCGUCUUCGUCCCGUAUCACAACUCCAGCUGCAUCUGUACACGGGUCCGACGAUGAAGAUGAAGUGGACGAUGAGAAAGAGCUCGAAGAACUGAGGCAAGCCAAUGGUCGAUAAAGCCCGUAAAUUGUUGGAUGAGAAGGGUGAGACAGCAGCUUUGUUAUGUUACAUACUCACUUUGUUAGUUUUUUUUCUAUGCAAUCGUGUUCCAUAUUAUAUGAGAAAAAGGUUAAAUAAGCCAUUUUGCAAUAUUGAAAAAUACCCUGCGAUAUACUAAGGAUAUUCGAUACCUUUUUAGCCAAAAUGUCUGUUUUUUAAAUUUUUUUUCUGGCGAAUUAUCGAUCGAAUUGUCAUGAAAAGAUGUAACGUUUUUGCAUUUUAUCCUUCUUUAAUGUCUCACAAAGUUUCAUGGUGGUGCGAUCAUUUUUAUUUUCAGUUCUUUUUAAAAAUUUAGAAAAAACAGGAAAAUAUUUACAGCUACUUCGAACUCCGUGAGUUAUUAAAUCAUUAUAAACCGCAAAAACGUCAUAUUUUUUAACGUCAAUCCCAUCAUUAAUUUCUGGACACCUCGCGCCCAGAAAAUGGUGUUUUUCGGGCGCCCGUUCUGAAAACUAUUUCACUUCAACAGGGAAAUUGUUUCACUGAAGUUUUACUAUUAUAAAAAGUCUUGCGAUAGAAUUUUAUGAAUUUUCCGUUAUCGAAGAGUUGUAUUUUUUCAUUGAGAUUAAAUAAAAAUAUUUCGUGUUCCCAUUGUUAAUUCCAAAAUAUUGACAAUUAGAAGAAAUCGCUUUUAUUUGAACCUUGAUUAGCAGUUUUCCUCUGUUCAUAUUUUAAGAAUACAUUCAUACCGUUAAUAGUACAUUGAAAAUGAAUAAUGUUAGUAGUUGAUCGCAGUCAAGGAAAAUCGUAGCCAUUACACGCAGAUUUCAAUAUUAACACAUCAGAUGAUUGAGAAAAAUGUUAUUUUCUUACCAUGGGAGUGAAAAAUUGCGUUACAAUGAAGUUUUAGAAGAUAACUGUUUGAAUUGAAUUGAAAAGUACAGACCCCUGAGCCCCUAAUUUACAGGUUUUAUGAUGAUGAAACUCAUGAUUAUUUGCUGCCUUAAAAUAUAGUUUGGACGAAUAAAAUGAGAUUAAUGAUAAGGAAUGUUGCACUACUGAAAAACCCUGCCAUGCCAGGGGUCUAUACUUUUUAACUCAACAGUAGCUACUUAAGGGCCAAAUUUAUGUGAAUGUAGUUAAGAUUAGUUACGAGGAAUAUGUGAAAAAAUACAGAUUAUGAAUAUCCUAUAAUUCGUGUGUUAUUUGAAAAAGAAAUUGUCAAUUACUCUUAUAUUUGUGUUUAUGAUUAAAAAUAUAGUUGUCUUUACUAUUUUACUUUCAAUGGGAAGUAUUGGCAUCAUUCAACUUGUAAGUUUCCUAUAGGCGAAAAAUGACUGUCAUUUAUUUUUGGCCCAUUGCAACGGUUAUAGAAGGAAAAAAAUAGUUUCGAAUCUGAAAAAAUGUUAGAAACAACUGCACAAUUAUAUUCUUUCAUUGAUGAUUUAGACCGUACCGUUCUGACUCGAUUAAAAAAAAUUUCUAAUAUCUCGA